Molecule: messenger RNA, 1055 nt
Organism: Galeopterus variegatus (Sunda flying lemur)
Lineage: Eukaryota; Metazoa; Chordata; Mammalia; Dermoptera; Cynocephalidae
Product: 5'-nucleotidase-like
Exons: 4
Coding region: 1-831 (276 amino acids)
Biological process (GO): AMP catabolic process
Cellular component (GO): plasma membrane
Molecular function (GO): metal ion binding; 5'-nucleotidase activity; nucleotide binding
Source: RefSeq, a predicted model, not a curated record
AUGACAGCCACACGCCCAACACAGACCAAACGUUCCUCUUGUGGAAAAACACUCGGCUCAGAGGAGGCGAGAAUCACCGAGCGCUCCCAGGGGGCGGCCCCGACUCCUCCCUCGCACCCCGGGAGGAGCAGCCACACCAACGACGUGCACAGCCGGCUGGAGCAGACCAACGCCGACUCGAGCAAGUGCGUCAACGCCAGCCUGUGUGUGGGCGGCGUGGCUCGGCUCUUUACCAAGGUGCAGCAGAUCCGCCACUCCGAGCCCAACGUGCUGCUGCUAGACGCCGGCGACCAAUACCAGGGCACCAUCUGGUUCACCGUGUACAAAGGCACCGAGGUGGCGCACUUCAUGAACGCCCUGCGCUACGAUGCCAUGGCACUGGGAAAUCAUGAAUUUGAUAAUGGUGUAGACGGACUGAUUGAUCCACUCCUCAAAGAGGCCAAAUUUCCAAUUCUGAGUGCAAACAUUAAAGCAAAGGGGCCGCUAGCAUCUCAAAUAUCAGGACUUUAUUUGCCGUAUAAAAUUAUUUCUGUUGGUAAUGAAGUCGUGGGAAUUGUUGGAUAUACUUCAAAAGAAACCCCUUUGCUCUCAAAUCCAGGAACAAAUUUAGUAUUUGAAGAUGAAAUCACUGCAUUGCAACCUGAAGUAGAUAAGCUAAAAACUCUAAAUGUGAACAAAAUUAUUGCACUGGGACACUCUGGCUUUGAAAUGGAUAAACUCAUCGCUCAGAAAGUGAAGGGUGUGGAUGUCGUGGUGGGAGGACACUCCAACACGUUUCUUUAUACAGGUAAGUGUUUCAAAGGGAUUACAAGGGCCAGGAGUUCCAGAUAAGUUACUUUGUCUCUUUUGCCUUUGUAACUGUUACUUAUUUUUACUGCUGUUUAAGGGUUCAAGGUGACAGGAUUUGAUGUGUAGGUUGCACAGGUAGCAGAACCUGGGACUCUGGGUUUGAGUCCUAACUACUAUGUACUAGGACUGUAAGUGUCCUGGAAACCACAUGGCCUCUGGUGCCCAGGAAAGAAAGCACACACACUCAUCACCCACCUAUCUGCCUC